UCUGUGUGUGUGUGUCUCUGUGUGUGUCUGUGUGUGUGUGUGUCAGAGAGAGAACUAGAGUGCGUGUGGCUCAGGUCGCAGAGGGGAGUGUGUCUGCGCAAGCGUUUAAGCACCAUGGACAGCAACCGGGAGCCAGUCUCGUUAACAACCAACCAGCGGGAAGUUUAGAGCAGCCCGCUCUCCUCUCAGUGUUGACCGGAGGAGCUCCCGUUUUCAGCGACAGAGACGACUCACUUUUGGAUUUGGAAAUAAUGAUCUAGUCUUUGUUCAUGCAGGUUAGUGUCUGAUAAAAAAAAAAAUAGCUAAAUAAAAAAAAUUGAAAAUCUACUCGACAUCAUUCCCUGAUCUCCUGCCCAGAUCUUUCCUCAGCACCGGGAUAUGGACUAACAUCCGGCCACCCGCCACCCGCCACCCGCCACACGCCAAGGACCGACAGGCGGACUCCGGCUCGGGUUGCUAGUUGGCACAAAAACAUGACAUUUUUUGAAACGGGAUGAAACAGGGAGGUACCUGAACUUAUCCAUUUCAGUUCAUCUUUAUUUAAUCAGAGUAGUGACUGUUUUCCGGGGAGUAGCUUAAGAAACGCUAGUUUUCAUUUCUCAAAACGUUUUGCUGCCGACCCUGCUGACUGAGGCCAACCUAGGAAGACAGACCGGCUGGCCUCCAGGAGGAUGCCCGGGCAGGAUGUGCUCCAGCCGGAAGAUCCUGUGGAGCCUGCUGCUGCUGUCAGUGUUGGAGGUGGGUCUGGGGGUGACCAGUAUCGUCCUGGGAGCCGUGGGGCUCAGCCGGGUCGGGCAGGAACACAAGCUGCAGCAAGGAGACGCUUCUCCCGUCUGGAGCGGCAUGUGUUUUCUAAUCUGUGGGAUGUGUGGAGUGCUCUGUUCCAAGAAGAGGACUGGACUCAUCAUGAUUCUGUUCUCAGCUUGCUGUAUCUGUGGUCUGAUUGGAGGGAUUCUCAACUUCCAGUUCGUUAGGGCGUUGUCACGACGACCAGACUCUCUUCGUUCCCUACACCUAGCAGCCAUGACUAUUGCCUGCCUGGGUAUCUCUUCCUGUACUCUCUCAACCUGGUUAACCUGUCGUCUGGCCAAUUCAGAACAACAGAGGAUGUUUCUGGAGAGAGAACACUCAUUACACCACUCACACGAGAUGGCUGAGAAGGAUUCAUACACACACGGAUCUUUCGAGAUCCUUGACAACUCCAGCAAUGGGAUUCCCCAGAUCUCCUACAAUGCUAACACCACAUCUCCUUAACAAUGGACACACCUUGUUGCCCUGACAACUGGCACAUCUUGUAACCCUGACAAUGGACACAACUUGUUGCUCUGAUGAUGGACACACCUUGUUGCUCUGAUGAUGGACACACCUUGUUGCCCUGAUGAUGGACACACCUUGUUGCUCUGAUGAUGGACACACCUUGUUGCUCUGAUGAUGGACACACCUUGUUGCCCUGAUGAUGGACACACCUUAUUGCCCUGAUGAUGGACACACCUUGUUGCUCUGAUGAUGGACACACCUUGUUGCCCUGAUGAUGGACACACCUUGUUGCUCUGAUGAUGGACACACCUUGUUGCCCUGAUGAUGGACACACCUUGUUGCUCUGAUGAUGGACACACCUUGUUGCUCUGAUGAUGGACACACCUUGUUGCUCUGAUAAUGGACACACCUUGGUGCCCUGAUGAUGGACACACCUUAUUGCCCUGAUGAUGGACACACCUUGUUGCCCUGAUGAUGGACACACCUUGUUGCCCUGAUGAUGGACACACCUUGUUGCCCUGAUGAUGGACACACCUUAUUGCCCUGAUGAUGGACACACCUUAUUGCCCUGAUGAUGGACACACCUUGUUGCCCUGAUGAUGGACACACCUUGUUGCCCUGAUGAUGGACACACCUUGUUGCCCUGAUGAUGGACACACCUUAUUGCCCUGAUGAUGGACACACCUUAUUGCCCUGAUGAUGGACACACCUUGUUGCCCUGACAACGGAGUGACAUCGUGUGACAGAGCUGAGCAGCAUUAUUACACAGCUGUGUGUAGAGAACUUCAACAUAGAUGGAAGAAGUUUCCCAAAAUAAAACAACAAUGAAUGCUAUUCUUGGACAAGUUGUUACGAGUUCUGAUAGUCCCAAUACACAGUCACAUGACAUAUGCCCUCGCAGACAGGAGGGACAGACAGCCAACCAGACACUUCAAACUAAUGAUCACAAAACACGCAUGCAAUUUAUUUUAAAUAUCUCUCUCCCUCUCUCCUUCCUCUCUCUCUUACAUUCUUCUCUCUCUCUCUCUCUCUCUCUCUCUCUCCCAUUCUUCUCUCUCCCCCUGGUUCUGGCUAUAUGAAUGUAGGUGUAUGGUGUAUGAAGGAACAGUGUUUUAGCGAUCUCAUGCAGAGCAGAAUAUGGAAUUCUUUAAAUUAUCAGACAUACAACCAACGAUGCACACUGUAGAGCUGCUGUGGGUAACCAUCCUCCUGUAGAGCUGCUGUGGGUAACCGUCCUCCUGUAGAGCUGCUGUGGGUAACCCUCCUCCUGUAGAGCUGCUGUGGGUAACCCUCCUCCUGUAGAGCUGUUGUGCGUAACCAUCCUCCUGUAGAGCUGCUGUGGGUAACCCUCCUCCUGUAGAGCUGAUGGGUAACCGUCCUCCUGUAGAGCUGCUGUGGGUAACCGUCCUCCUGUAGAGCUGCUGUGGGUAACCCUCCUCCUGUAGAGCUGCUGUGGGUAACCGUCCUCCUGUAGAGCUGCUGUGGGUAACCGUCCUCCUGUAGAGCUGCUGUGGGUAACCCUCCUCCUGUAGAGCUGAUGGGUAACCGUCCUCCUGUAGAGCUGCUGUGGGUAACCGUCCUCCUGUAGAGCUGCUGUGGGUAACCCUCCUCCUGUAGAGCUGCUGUGGGUAACCGUCCUCCUGUAGAGCUGCUGUGGGUAACCCUCCUCCUGGAGAGCUGCUUUUCUCCAGCAGUGCUCUAACCAGAUCCCGAAGCAGAAGCCUACACACCCAGUAACUCUCCAGGAGGCAGGUUAGCCUCCACCCCUGCUGUAUAUUCAUGCUUGUACUGUGUAUCAGGAACACAAUCAUUAUGGAGUUACAAUAUUUUUCUAUAGGCUUCUUAUAACAUUUAAAUAAAACUAUGGAAACGCUA
Molecule: messenger RNA, 3132 nt
Organism: Oncorhynchus masou masou (cherry salmon)
Lineage: Eukaryota; Metazoa; Chordata; Actinopteri; Salmoniformes; Salmonidae
Product: transmembrane protein 196-like
Exons: 5
Coding region: 685-1254 (189 amino acids)
Source: RefSeq, a predicted model, not a curated record